GACGUGGGUUUGAGGAAAGAAAAUUUAGGAAAAAGAAAAGAAAAGCGAUCUCAGCCUAACCGGAAAACCAAAGGCCCAGAGGAAAGGAAAUCGUCCCGAUAGCCCCACGCUGACAGGUCUGAGGUGACGACAAACUAGUAACUGGGGUCCCAUCCCUUUGGUCUAGUCCCACGAUCUCAAUACUUGAUGAAGUCACCAUCGCAGACUAAAUUUCGACUCCGAGAUAUGGUACAAUUAUCCCCACAAACUGCAUCCAGGAAGCGGCAGAAGGUCUCUGUUGCCUGUACUUCAUGUCGCCGGAAGAAAUCGAAAUGCGAUGCUAUCCGUCCUAGUAAGCUUGUCCAAGCCUCAUUCCAAGCGGCAGUUCUCUAACCGUCAAUGAAGUUUGCACUCCUUGCAAAAAGAGUGACGAGGAGACAUGUUUCUAUCCGACUGGUGGGAAAUUUGACCGUGAAGACAAAGCACCACCUCAUAUCAACACUGCUGAAUCGGCCUUGCGCAAACGGCCAGAUGUUGGUGUUGGAGAUGGAUUUCUCCCUCAUGCUGUCUCGACAAGGACAGGCCCAUCGAUGAGUAUUCAAACUGAUCAGCGAAGCCUGUCAGCUGGGCCCAAUACUGUGGACUCUAUGAACGGCAUGACGGGAGACCCAACGCAGAGUGCAGAGGUCUUCGGAAGCAGCAGUGCUGGCUCAUUCAUGCGACAAGUACAAGCGGCCAUGAAUGUCAAGCAAGGCGCACCAGCGGUGUCUGCUCAAGGCAGUGUAGCACGAAUGACGAAGCACUCCGCGGAGGACGUUCCUCUUUCCGACGCUGAAGAAGCGGAAUUAGCAAUUCUCCCUCCCAAAGAACUAGCGGAUUCCCUAAUUCAGGCCUACUGGCAGUUUGAAUGGCCCUUAUACCCGAUCAUAGACCGACGCAAUAUCACGGCAGUGUACGAGUCGCUCUGGACGGUUCCGAGACCCGGGUUCUCGCUCACCUCCAUGAGCAUCAUCAAUCUGUGUUUUGCACUGGGAUCUCAGUACUGCGCGUUGCUACCACCACAGCAGCUUAGCUCUCUCAGCCAGGAUUUCUUUUCGCGCGGCGAGCAGUUAUUUCAACGGUCACAGUAUACCCCAUCUUUGGAUAAAGUGCAGUGUCUGCUACUAUUUGGUAUUUACCUGCAGAGCACAAAUCACGUUCUGCGAUGUUGGAUGACCGUGGGCGAAGCCAUACGAAUGGCCCAGAGCUUGGGCCUCUAUCUCGACCAGCAUGCCCCAUGCGACACCGUCGGCUAUCGAGAAUAUACGCGACGUACAUGGCACGGCUGUGUUUGGUUGGAUCGAGUAUUAUCCGCAACGCUCGGCCGUCCGGGAAUGAUCCCAAAGUGGCUUUUCAACUCGAUCCCAUUCCCAUCAAUGAUUGAUGACGAAUUCUUUGAAACACAGCCAGAGGGAUCCGAGAAGCGACCAGAUGGAAAACCCUGCAUAUUGGCCUUCGCUGGAAAGGCGUUUGAACUGUACCAAAUCCUCGAUGACAUCCUCCUGGAGAUAUACCUUACGCCGAAUAAGGAGGCGGGGCUCGAGACAAAGCUCCCAAAUGUACUUGAAAUAGACAGAAGGAUACACAGCUGGCGACAGUCCCUUCCCAAUUAUCUGAAAUUUGACUCUGCUGCUAAUGACGACGGGUCUAUCAUGCACCGACAAGCAACAGUCUUGAGAAUUCGAUCACUACACAUUCGCAUACUACUGUUCCGACCCGUCUUGAUAAGCUACUGCAAACGCAGCAACCCAGUAUCUACCGAAGGGUUGCUGGAUUCUACCGACUCUAGUCUCACCGAAGUAAUGCUCUCCCAAUGCUCGCGCAUGUGCUUUCAGCUUGCGCACGAAUUGAUCGGCAUAUUCAACAACAAACUCGAUCCCAAGGCGCCCAAUCUGAGUCCGCUUCCAUCAUGGUGGUAUUCCGUGCUAUAUGUAUUCACAGCAGCCACAGUGAUUCUAACCGAGCGAUUCCUCGAAGGCCGAGACAACGGUUCGAAGAAAGCCACGACCUCCCGCACCUGGGACGCUGCAAUGCACAUACUCGAGUCCUACAGCGUGAUCGCCGACUCGGCGAAAAGAUGUAAAGCCGCGCUCGAGGUUCUUUCAGAGAGUCUUUCCCUCGGCAAGACAGACAACAUCUGGCUCUGGGAAUCCUUCACGGAGAUGUACCGACUUCUUGGGGAGAGCUCGGGUGUUCCUUCUUUCGACUCUGAUGAUUUCUUGUGGUUGGGAUGA
Molecule: messenger RNA, 2252 nt
Organism: Aspergillus melleus
Lineage: Eukaryota; Fungi; Ascomycota; Eurotiomycetes; Eurotiales; Aspergillaceae
Product: fungal specific transcription factor domain-containing protein
Exons: 4
Coding region: 570-2252 (560 amino acids)
Biological process (GO): positive regulation of transcription from RNA polymerase II promoter by galactose; DNA-templated transcription
Cellular component (GO): nucleus
Molecular function (GO): zinc ion binding; RNA polymerase II cis-regulatory region sequence-specific DNA binding; DNA-binding transcription factor activity, RNA polymerase II-specific
Source: RefSeq, a predicted model, not a curated record